AUGAGUCUAAUGCGUGCUUAUGUGAGAGUUAAAUAUGGAAUCUAUUUGGAUUCCUCUAGUGAUGAAAAAGAGAAAGCUUUGAUAGUGUUUACACAACUAUGUUUGGAUGAACAAUUGCGUAUUAUUAGACAACCUGUACCAAGGGAGGUACAGACACGUAGUGUAAUAACGCGUGAUCGAGUGUGGCAUGAUGACAAAAUGAUGAAUGAUUAUUUUACGCCUGGAACUGGUUAUACCUCAAGAAAAUUCAAACAACUUAUAGGCAUGAGGGAAUGCUUAUUCGAGAAAUUGUUAGGAAAAUUGCUUGAAGUUGAUCCAGAAUGCCAACAACGUCCAGAUGUAACCGUUACUAUGGGGCAUAUGAAAUUAGUUGUCGUGAUGAAAUGUUUAUGCAAAAAUUGUCCGGUAGCUUUGCAAGGAACUUACCGGGGUAAAGAUAAAGAGAGUAGUUUGGUAUUAGAGGCGGUGGCAUCAUACGAUUUGUGGUUUUGGCAUAUUUUUUUUGGAAUGCCUGGAUCAAACAACGAUUUGAAUGUGUUGGCACACUCUCCUCUUUUUGAUAACAUGCUAAAGGGUGUAGCACCUCCAUGCAAUUAUGUCAUCAAUGGUCACCACUACAAAAUGGGUUAUUUCUUAGCCGAUGGUAUCUAUCCAAAGUUGACUACAAUUGUACAAGCUUUCUCUCAGACAUUGGACAUUCCCGACUAUGUGAGAUUCAACAAGUAUCAAAUGGCUAAAAGAAAGGAUGUCGAGCGUGCUUUUGGAGUUCUCCAGGGUAAAUUCAGAAUUUUCGGAUCUCCAUGUAAGUAUUGGCAUCAAUCUAACUUGAACCUUAUUAUGAAAUGUUGUCUUAUUUUACACAACAUGAUUAUCGAGCAUGAACAUCGGGAUACGGAUUGGGGCAGAGUAAAGAUUCAUCCUCUGAAUCAUCAGAUAAAGAGUAAAGAAUUUUAA
Papaver somniferum (opium poppy) is the source of this 954-nucleotide messenger RNA. RefSeq lists its product as uncharacterized. The coding region runs from base 1 to 954 and encodes 317 amino acids. The transcript is spliced from 2 exons. The record is from RefSeq and is a predicted model, not a curated record. Lineage: Eukaryota; Viridiplantae; Streptophyta; Magnoliopsida; Ranunculales; Papaveraceae.